ACUAUACUGAAACCGGCGUAGUGUUUGGUGGCGAUGUAGAGCUGCGAUUUGUUUGUUGUCUCCGAAGACCCGUCAAGAUGUCUGACAUGGAAGAUGAUUUCAUGUGCGACGACGAAGAAGAUUAUGAUCUGGUAAGCGAAUAUUCCGAGGACAGUAACUCAGAGCCAAAUGUCGACUUGGAGAACCAGUACUACAACUCCAAAGCACUGAAGGAGGAUGACCCCAAAGCAGCUCUCAACAGCUUUCAGAAGGUAUUGGAGCUGGAGGGAGAGAAGGGAGAAUGGGGGUUCAAAGCCCUAAAACAGAUGAUCAAAAUCAACUUCAAGCUAACCAACUUCCCAGAGAUGAUGUCUCGGUACAAGCAGCUGUUGACGUACAUCAGGAGCGCUGUGACCAGAAACUACUCAGAGAAGUCCAUCAACUCCAUCCUAGACUACAUCUCCACCUCCAAACAGGUGUCACAGAUGGACCUGCUGCAGGAGUUCUAUGAAACGACGCUGGACGCUCUGAAGGACGCCAAGAACGACAGACUCUGGUUCAAAACCAACACAAAGCUGGGCAAGCUGUACCUGGAGAGGGAAGAAUUUGGGAAGUUACAGAAGAUCCUCAGACAGCUGCACCAGUCCUGUCAGACAGAUGACGGGGAGGACGACCUAAAGAAAGGCACCCAGCUCCUGGAGAUCUAUGCUCUGGAGAUCCAGAUGUACACAGCCCAGAAGAACAACAAGAAGCUGAAGGCCCUGUAUGAACAGUCCCUGCACAUCAAGUCUGCUAUCCCUCACCCACUCAUCAUGGGAGUCAUCAGGGAGUGUGGGGGUAAGAUGCACCUGAGAGAGGGGGAGUUUGAGAAGGCCCACACAGACUUCUUUGAGGCGUUUAAGAACUACGAUGAGUCAGGCAGCCCCAGGAGAACCACCUGUCUGAAGUACCUGGUGCUGGCCAACAUGCUCAUGAAGUCUGGAAUCAACCCUUUCGACUCACAGGAGGCCAAACCCUAUAAAAACGACCCAGAGAUCUUGGCCAUGACAAAUCUAGUAAGCUCCUAUCAGAAUAAUGACAUCACAGAGUUUGAGAAGAUACUGAAGACCAACCAUAGUAGUAUCAUGGAUGACCCCUUCAUCAGAGAACACAUAGAGGAGCUGCUGCGGAACAUCAGGACCCAGGUCCUUAUCGCGCUCAUCAAGCCUUACACCAGAAUACACAUCCCAUUCAUCUCUAAGGAGCUGAACAUAGAUGUUUGUGACGUGGAGAGUUUGUUGGUGCAGUGCAUAUUGGACAGCACCAUCCAAGGCCGUAUCGACCAGGUCAACCAGCUGUUGGAGCUAGACUACCAGAAGAGAGGAGGGGCGCGCUACACUGCCUUAGACAAAUGGACUAAACAACUCAACUCUCUCAACCAAGCCAUCGUCAGCAAACUCACAUGAUUCUGGCUGACGUGACAAUGGACAGCACUGAAAGAUAGGAAGGAGAAUCUCAAUCAGCUGUUCCAAUGUGUCAGAAUAUAAACCAAACCAUCCAGUGUGGAUGGGCUGAGUGGAGUUACACAGCAGCACAGAGAUGUUUUGUGAUCUGACACUGUUUCCCAGAGAAGGGGAGAUACUGCUUUCUAGAAGACAUCAGCACUCUCUAAGGGACAGCUCAGUUUACUUCAAGCCCCUCGUGUUUGUUUUUCACAAGACUUUAGUAGAAUGAUUUUAAGAAAUAUCACUGUCAACACCUUUUUAAAAGUGCUGUAUUUUUUUCGGUGGGCAGUUUGAGUACAAUGACACACUGGUUUAUUUGUGCCUGUUGACUGACAGCUGGUGUUGGGAAACCUUUUUCACAACAUGUAGCUGCAGCAUUGAAUGCGUGUUGGCUGUUGUAAAUAAAAAAAAAUCUAAUAAAAAAAAAUCUCCAACUGGGUUUACUGUAUAUGACAUUUCAAUGUAGGUCUUCUAGAUACUGUCUACUUUUUAGCUCUCAUGCUAACUUUGGUUCCAUACUAUAUUAUUUGUAAAUAUCGGUAUUAUUUGGUAGUUGCAACAGACUCCUGUUCUUAGUGUUAGUCAAUUGUUUGUGUGCAGAAACGUAUGAAUAGAUAUAUUCACACCCAUCACUGAAAAUCUAUGUAAUCCACCACAUUGCACACAGAACAGUAGCAAAGUAGAAAUCUGUUAGAAUUAUAAUCCAAGAGUUGAUUCGGUGUUGUAAUCUAGACAUACAGUUGAAGUCGGAAAUUUACAUACACUUAUGUUGGAGUCAUUAAAACUCAUUUUUCAACCAC
This is a messenger RNA of Salmo salar (Atlantic salmon), 2263 nucleotides long. Lineage: Eukaryota; Metazoa; Chordata; Actinopteri; Salmoniformes; Salmonidae. The record is from RefSeq and is a predicted model, not a curated record.